Molecule: messenger RNA, 1209 nt
Organism: Prorocentrum cordatum
Lineage: Eukaryota; Dinophyceae; Prorocentrales; Prorocentraceae
Source: the annotation of a GenBank genome assembly
GACAAGUGGCUGGGCGCUAUCCGGUGGCUGUGUAGCACCGACCCCCCUCUCGCGGCGUGCACGCUGCGGAAAUGGGACGAGACGCAGGAGCAGGUCAAGCUCAAGUCUGUUGAGGACAGGCCUGACGACUGGCAGGUGAUGGUCUCGGAGAUUCGCAUGGUUCUGGCGUGGAAAAAUCGGCCAGCCAUUUGCCUCGACUUGCUGUGCCCGCCCGUGGUGGUCUCCAAAGUGGAUGCUGCCAGUUUGUGGCUUGCCCUCUCGGCCCAUAAGGGCCUCGUCGCAUCUCACGAGCUGGUCGAGCAGAUCAGGAAGACGGCCAAGUGGCGGUUUCACACCAGCGAGUGCGACGGCGCAGCGCCCAACGUCAAGCUGCGCGCUUUCAUCUCGAAUUCGGGCGACGACCGGGUGGCCGACGAGAACACCUACUACGACCUCAGCCCAUGUGGGAAUCACAGGAUGCACUUGUGCACGGUCGCGUUGAUCCCGAUUUGCGACCCGUCCCUGUCGACCAACAUCUUCGCGUCCACUGUGUUCCUCACGCAUGCUGGGCAUUGGGUUCGGGUCUUGGCCAGCCCCCAGUCAACGUGCGACGGCCUCGAGGUCACCUUCGAGUCCCCCAACAGCGACGAGAUGACGCACUGGAGGGAGUACAGCAAGCAGGUCUCACUGUUCGUGCUCCGCGCCGCCGAGGGUGCGCCUGGCGCCCAGGCCAGACUGGCCGCGGCAUGGGGCGAGCUCAUGUCGGUCCUGAACGGCCCGUGGAACUCGACGAGGGGGAUGAAGCAUUACUGCAAGAUGGACGGUAGCUGCUGUUCAGGGAGGGACGCCCAGAGUCGCAUCGCCGUCGCGAAGAAGAGGCUCGUUCUCGCCCUCAAGGCGACCCUCUUCAGGAUCAAGCCCAGCCGACCGGCAGAGAACAAAUGGUCGAAGCUCGCCCCGGCGUAUGAUUUCUUUGGGCUGGGCUUGGCAAUCAACGGCGUCCUUCCGACGACGUGCAGAACCGCCUUCGGUGCUUUGCAGGUCCAGUACGACAAGGAUGUUGAGAAGAACGCCAAGAAGAGGGAUCGCGCACGGGCCUCUGGCGUCGACGACGUGGCGGUGACCGUGGACUGGGCGGCUGUGAAUGGUUCUCGCUGCAGACGGCUGUUCUCUCUCAUCGAGUCGGGGGGAUCCGCGCUGGCCAUGCCGAUUUUCAUGGUCGUUGGAGAG